Messenger RNA from Suillus paluster, 1023 nucleotides. Its product is annotated as NADP-dependent oxidoreductase domain-containing protein. The transcript has 9 exons. Lineage: Eukaryota; Fungi; Basidiomycota; Agaricomycetes; Boletales; Suillaceae. Gene Ontology annotation, cellular component: cytoplasm. The coding region runs from base 1 to 1023 and encodes 340 amino acids. The record is from RefSeq and is a predicted model, not a curated record.
AUGGUCGAGUAUUCCACCCGCAAAAUUGGUACUGACGAUGUCUCCGCCAUCGGCUUUGGUGCCAUGGGCAUAUCAGCAUACUACGGUCAGACUGAACCAGAUGAAGAGCGCUUCAAGGUCUUAGAUAAAGCGUACGAACUUGGCUGCACCUUCUGGGACACUGCCAAUGUCUACGGGGACAGUGAAGAGCUCAUUGGCAAAUGGUACCUGAACCCCGAGAAGCGAAGCAAAAUUUUCCUUGCCACGAAAUUCGGUGCUGUCACCGAUGGAUCUGGUCGAGGGGUCGACGGAUCCCCCAAAAAUGUCCACGAGUCGUUUGCAAAAUCACAGAAGUUGCUUGGUGUUGACCAGGUCCAGCUUUACUACUUGCACAGACCUGAUCCCGAAACACCAAUCGAAGAAACUGUGGGCGCUAUGGCAGAGCUUGUCAAGCAGGGGAAAGUAAAGUAUCUCGGGCUGUCAGAAUGCACUGCAGCCACCCUGCGCCGCGCUCACAAAGUUCACCCUAUCGCCGCUGUCCAAGUGGAAUAUUCACCUUUCACACUUGACAUCGAGGACCCAAAACUUGACAUCCUAAACACGGCUCGUGAGAUUGGAAUCAAAAUUGUUGCCUAUUCGCCUCUUGGGCGUGGUUUGAUCACGGGACAGUAUAAAUCUCCAGACGACUUCGAAGCUGAUGAUUUCAGGCGGAUGGUUCCCAGAUACUCGAAGGAGAACUUCCCGAACAUAUUGAAGCUGGCAGAUAACCUGAAGAGAAUAGGCGAGCAAUACAACGCAACUGCUGGUCAAGUGGCUUUGGCGUGGCUUCUUGCUCAAGGUGACGACGUCAUCCCCAUUCCCGGUACAAAGAAGAUCAAGUAUCUCGGGGAGAACCUUGGUGCCAUCAAGGUUUCGUUGAGUCCCGAAUCAGUCCAGGAAGUGCGUAUGAUUGCAGAGAAGGCGGAUUGGGUGGUUGGGGAACGCUACCCUCCAGCAUUUAUGAAGUCACUAUAUGCAGAGACGCCACUUCCGAAGAGCACAUGA